This is a messenger RNA of Didymodactylos carnosus, 1147 nucleotides long. NCBI's taxonomy places the organism in Eukaryota, Metazoa, Rotifera, Eurotatoria, Philodinida, Philodinidae. The record is from the annotation of a GenBank genome assembly.
GUGCAAUGUUUGCCAUUAAAUUGUUCUUUGUAACCGUUUUGUUUCAAACCAUUUAUUGUAUUGAAUCCGGAGUAAACAUUUGAGUUUAAGAAAAGCACAAAAAACAUUUCUCAUGUUUCAAACGACGUCGAGCAAAGUAUACGUGUAAUGAAUCAUCCUUCGUAGACAUAGCAUUCAGACAUACUGUGCAGUUAAAAAAAUGUUAUUGAAUGUUUGUACUUUUUCUUUCUUGUAGACUAAGCUUUCACUUAUGUGUUGUUCUGCUGUCGGAUAAAAAAAGAAGAUUUUUACCGUCUGCUUUUCUCUCUGACUGCUUGUUGAAAGAUUUGAGCUGUGUUUCACUUUUGAAAAAACGAACGUACACUGAACAACUAUUUUUAACCACAAUCUAUGUAGAAUGACUUCGUCCAAAAUGCAUGUUGAUACAAGUAUCCUUUCUAAUAAUGUCACAACAUAUAAUAAUUAUAAAGUUUAUGAUAAAAUUUGGAGGUGGUGCAGUGAAGAAGUCUUCAAGUUUUUGUUGAUAUGUACACUUUUUCUUUUUUUGUCAUUCACCCUGAUGAUGACCCUUGAAUAAAGAUCGAAAGCUCGAGUAGUGUUUUAAGUGAUAACUUGAACAUGCAUUUUGUCGCAGUGCUAUACUUCUUACUUAAAUCAAUUUUAUGAUAUAGUUAAUGAUUAAGUUGGCGAAGAUAUUACCGAUUUGUUGAAAAUUCAAGCUAGACAUAUUAUUCCAUCAUUGUUAAAUAUGGAUGAUAUGCGGUCAAGAUAUUCUGACUAGCUCAGUUUGUAGGGAAUUUCAAAAGUUUUCGAUUCAUUUGUUAGUCUCCGUGAAUGUAAGAAAGAUGAGAGAUGUAGCGUUUACUUAGCGUGUUGGGCUGAUUUGGAGGUUGCCGAUGUGAAUGUUAUUCAAGAAAUAUCAUCAUCAACACCACUACCAAUAACAAUAAAUAAUACUAUAAAUACUAAUACAACAGCAUCUAUACCAAUACAACUGUUAUCAUCAUCACGAACAACAGCAUCAACAGAAGCUGCUCAUCAAGCAGAUGAUCCCCAGUUAAUUCCAAAUGAAGAUUAUGAAUUACUGCUAACAAAUAUUAAAGGUGUAUAUGAAGCCAGGACUAUAUGUAGUUGUCUAACAUCAUAG